UGAGUCUAGUGUCAGGGUUGGGGAGCCCCAGCACCACAUCUGGAUCCGGCCCAGCCAUGGCAUCGCUGGAGCCAGGCCUCGCCGGCUCCCUGAACCAUGGCCAAACCCAGCCUUACGGCACCAACGGCUGCCCCGUCCCCCUGCAGCGCCCCAGCGCCCGGGAUCAGACCUACCUGAACGAGCUCGUCAGCAUCCCCAAAGGCGGCGGGCCUGGUUUCAGCUUUAGGAAGCUCUGGGCUUUCACUGGUCCCGGCUUCCUCAUGAGCAUCGCGUACCUGGACCCGGGCAACGUGGAGUCGGACCUGCAGUGCGGGGCUGUGGCCGGGUUCAAGCUGCUGUGGGUGCUGCUGUGGGCCACCGUCCUGGGCCUGCUCUGCCAGCGCCUGGCCAUCCGGCUGGGGGUCGUGACUGGGAAGGACCUGGGCGAGAUUUGCUACCUCUAUUACCCCAAGGUGCCCCGGGUGCUGCUGUGGCUCAUGAUCGAAAUAGCCAUCAUUGGCUCGGACAUGCAGGAGGUGAUCGGGACGGCCAUCGCCUUCAGCCUGCUCUCGGCUGGCCGCAUCCCCCUCUGGGGUGGGGUCCUCAUCACCAUCGUGGACACCCUCUUCUUCCUCUUCCUGGACAAGUACGGGCUCCGGAAGCUGGAGGCUUUCUUCGGUCUCCUCAUCACCAUCAUGGCCCUGACCUUCGGCUACGAGUACGUGAUGGUGAAGCCGGCGCAGUCAGAGGUGCUCAAGGGGAUUUUCCUGCCCUACUGCCCGGGUUGCGGGCGAGAGGAGCUGCUGCAGGCCGUGGGCAUUGUCGGUGCCAUCAUCAUGCCCCACAACAUCUUCCUCCACUCCUCCUUGGUCAAGACCCGGGCGAUCGACCGCUCCAAGAAGGAGGAGGUGCAGGAGGCCAACAUGUACUUCCUGACUGAGUCCUGCCUGGCCCUCUUCGUCUCCUUCCUCAUCAACCUCUUCGUCAUGGCUGUCUUCGGCGAGGCCUUCUACCACCAGCGAAACGAAGAUGUGCACGACAAGUGUGUCAACAGCAGCGUCAGCCAGUAUGCCAGCAUCUUCCCCCCCAACAACCAGACCGUGUCUGUGGACAUCUACCAGGGGGGUGUCAUUCUGGGCUGCUAUUUCGGGGCCGUGGCGCUGUACAUCUGGGCUGUGGGGAUCCUGGCAGCGGGGCAGAGCUCCACCAUGACCGGGACCUACGCGGGGCAGUUCGUCAUGGAGGGAUUCCUGCAGCUCCGCUGGUCCCGCUUCGCCCGGGUGCUCUUCACCCGCUCCUUCGCCAUCCUGCCCACCGUCUUCAUCGCCGCCUUCAAGGACGUCAGCCACCUCACGGGCAUGAACGACCUGCUCAACGUGCUGCAGAGCAUUCUGCUGCCCUUCGCCGUCCUGCCCGUCCUCACCUUCACCAGCCUGCGCCCGCUCAUGAAUGACUUCACCAAUGGCCUCCUGGGGAAGGUGCUGAUGACCCUCAUCACGGGACUGGUCUGCGCCAUCAACAUCUACUUCGUGGUGGACUUCCUACCCACGCUGCAGAGCCUGGGCUACUACAUCCCCCUGGGCCUGGUGCUGGCCGCCUACGUGGCUUUCAUCGCCUACCUGAUCUGGACCUGCUGCAUCGCGCACGGAGCCCGGUUCCUGGCCCGGGGCCACCACAGCAAGUUCAGCUUCGGCCUCUCCCUUGAGGCGCCGGGCCCGGCGGGGCCGCGGUGACGGGCUCUGACUGCCCCCUGUGACUGCCACCCCCCGCUAUCUGGCACUGCUGCCCCCCCCACCACACACUGGCCCGGCACCCCCCCAGCCCGAGGGGGCUGUGCUGGGGAGGGGGCAACCGGCAGGGAAGGGGUUAACAGCCGGGGCCCCCCCCAGCUGCGGGGGGCUGCAGGCUGCAGGCAGGUGGGGAGCAGUGGAAGGUGCCCCCUCCACCCCCGCCUGUGGCACCGAGGACUAAGUGAAUUAGCUGCCCCCAGGGACCCCCUUCCAAUUAGAGCUGGGAGCCGGCGCCGCUAAUCACCUGCUCGCCACUAAUCACCUGCUCGGGUGCCGGGCACCGUGGGGACGGGGUCCCCGUGGCAGGGGCCCCCCGGCGCUGCCCUGUGCCCCAUGUGCAGCACGACGGGGAGGGGGUGAAGGUGCCCCCUGGCCAGGGCUCCUGCCGGGAGCCGGGUGAUAAACCGAGUGUUUGCAGCCCGCCUGCCGCCUCACUGCUGUGGGGCCGUUGCUGCCGUGGGGCCUGUGCCCUCCCCUCCCACCAGCUCUCAGGGCGCCCCUCAGCCCCAGGGGCGCCCCGUGCGCGCCGCGGGGGUGACAGGGCACCAGGGCGAGCGGCUGGUCGGGCUCGCCUUGGGCAGCAGGGCCGCCCCGGCUGGCAGGACGGCGGCUCUCCGGCAGCUGGGUGCAACCACUCCUGCGAUGAAAGCACCAGUCUCUGCUGGGGGUGCGGUGCGCAGAGGUGCCACCCCUUGGGAGGGUUAAUGGAGGGGGACAGGGAGCUGGGGGGCCGGGGCUGGCGGGGCAGCGCCAGGGCUGGGGGCGAGCGGGGAUCUGGGGGUCCGUGUCCCCCCCCCCCCCCCCGGCCGUGCCACCGCGGCUCCCGCCCCGGAUGCCCCGUUUCCCGCCUCCGGGCCGCCGCCACCGCCGCGUGCGGCGCGGAGCCGCCCGGGCCCUCGGGGGCGGCCGCGGCCCCACACCGGGGGGGCCGGGGGGUCCCCCCGCGCUUCACCCCCCGCCGCGGCCCGCACUUGCGAGACGCUCCCUGGCUGUUUCAAGGCUCCCCCCGCUCCCAGCCACCCCCCCCCCCAUCCCCAAAUCCCCCCUCCCAAACAAGCCUGCGGGGGGGGGGCACAUUGGGGUCCCGCGCCCCGACCCCCCCCCCGGGGCAGGGACCCCCCCCCCGCUCGGCAGCUCCGCGCUUGUUUAUGUGAAGAAUUUCCCCUUCCUUAAAAGGGCGAUGCCCGCGCGGGGUGGGGCGGGUCCUCCCCCCCGCCGCCCCGUUGGCCCAGCCGCGGGUUGCUCGGAGGCUGCUUGAAGGAGGAGCCAAAGCGGUGGGCCCCAGCGAAAGGCGGGGGCACCCCCGGGGGGGGGCUGCAGCCAGCAGGGCCCAUGGCCCCCCCACACGGCCUAGUGGGACCCUCACCACCAGCCCUGGGGGGCCCUGGGGGCGGUGGGGGGGCAAGGGGGGCUCCCCGGGGCUGGGGGGCCGAGGGGCUUGGUGACCGUCCCCCCGGGUGCAGGGCAGGAGGGUGCUGGGUGCCAGGGCACAGCGGGGGACAGGCACCCAGCCCAGGGGUGGGGGGGCUGGCGGGACGCAUGCUGUGGGAAGGGGAGACCCCCGGGCCGGGGGCACAAAGAGGCACAGGGAUCUCGGCGGUGGCAGCGGGGUCACCGGAGAGGACGGGCUCGCUCCUGCCCUCCAGCCAGCUGCUGCUUGCCCGCUGCUGUGGGCAGGAUGAGGCCCACGUCUCUGCGAGCCGCGGCCUGGCCCAGACACGGUGGGGACAGCUGCAGCCAGGGACCCCUCACUACUGCCACCCGGACACCGCGGGCCUUGAGAGUGUCCUAAUUGCAUUAGAGGACAGGCAAGGCCUGGAGUGAAGGAGCUGGUGCUUACAGACGGCUGGGCAGGGCAGGAUCCGACCUGGGCCAGAGCUUUAGGAGUGCCACGUGUGCCCGCGCGGGGUGGCCGGCUCUGCCCCUCACCCAGCGCUGCUCCGAGGAGCUGUGGGGCAAGGGGCAGAGCCCCCCGGGCGAGGGAGUUGUGCAUGGGCCCAAACAGAGCCCGGAGGAAGCACGGCCUCUUCCUCUUCCUCCAGCUGGGCUGGGAGGGCAGCGCCGGUCCCCGACGAGGGGCAAUCGCUGCCGCCCAGCGCGCCGUGCCUCUGCAGCGGAGGGCAGGGAAACCGAGGCACGGGCUGGCUGUUGCCGCCAGAGUGGGCAGGUGGCGAGGACAAGGCGGCCCUGGGGCUGCUGCCGAGCGGGGCCAAAACCCCCGAAACGAGUUCGGACGGGAUGUUUCCGACCUGAGCAGGGCCACGAGGGAGGCUUCGGCCGGGCAGGAGGCGACAGGGGCUUGGGGUGGCGGUGGCCUCCGAGCAGGCCCAAUUCUGCACCUCAGCUCGCCGGCAGCCGGGUGCAGAGCUGCCCUGGGGGGGGCCACCAGGGCUCCAUGGGGACCGGCAGGGAGGGCAGCGGGGGGGGAUUUGGAAAGAAGGCGAGCGGGUGGCGGUGCCUCCAGCACCCCUUGCCCCAUCGCACUGCCCUCCCGGAGCUGAGGGACCCCCAAGCACAGCCGAGGGGUGCAGACCCCCCCGAGCCACCCCCAUAGCGUCACUACUGUGACCCCCCCCGUCCCGAGCCGCGAGCGCUGCUGCACCCCCCGGCGGCACCUUUGAGUGCUGCCAUGGCCCAGCGCGCCCCCCCGCCCCCCCGCCGAGCGGGUCACCCCGGCGGGGGCAGCCCCCCCCCCGCGGCCGACUCUCGCUGCGGGCCCCCCCGCGGCGGGGCGGGGGCGAGGGGGGGCUGGCGUUGCCCUUUUAAGGGGUUCCUUGAAACCGCGUCCGGGUUCCAUGUUUGUAGCAAAAAUUGUGCAGAGGAAA
Messenger RNA from Dromaius novaehollandiae (emu), 4594 nucleotides. RefSeq names its product solute carrier family 11 member 1 (gene SLC11A1). Gene Ontology annotation, molecular function: cadmium ion transmembrane transporter activity; iron ion transmembrane transporter activity; metal cation:proton antiporter activity. Bases 57 to 1712 code for a protein of 551 amino acids. Gene Ontology annotation, cellular component: plasma membrane; phagocytic vesicle membrane. The record is from RefSeq and is a predicted model, not a curated record. The transcript has 15 exons. Gene Ontology annotation, biological process: metal ion transport; intracellular iron ion homeostasis; response to lipopolysaccharide. Lineage: Eukaryota; Metazoa; Chordata; Aves; Casuariiformes; Dromaiidae.